AUGCUCGCAGCUCGAACCCUGGAGGUCUGUAGGCUUCCGCGACCUGAUCGCCUCAGGGUAUUAGCUCGGUGGACAUCGUCCGCCAGGUCAUUGGGCAGUUCCCCUUCUUCGAGCAACGCCAUCAGCGCCCAAGACCCGUCAUUUGGCCCCAAAAAAGCAGAGCUCGACGACUAUAGAGUCGCUCUCGAAGAAGAUGUGAAACCAAGGAGAAUACGAAGAGCUCGGCCCGCCCUGCCUUCCCUGUAUCGGCUCGACUCGUUUGACGGGUCUGGGAGCGCAUUGCCUUCAUCAGGCCAUCAGAGCCGGAAAGGGAAAGAGAAGGAAUUACCUGUGCUUGAAGUCGCAGAGACGAAAGAGACGCAAGCACCCCAGUCCGCCGUCACUGUCGACAUGCCUAAGGGAAGUCGACGGAAUCCUGUCGGUGUUCAGAUGCUAUCUUCUUCCUUGCACUCACAGCUAUUUCCUGGCGCAACAUUGCCAAAACCUCCCGAAUCUCUUCUUGCGAUUUCGAAGCGACACCUGCAAGACAAUGGUCUGUCGCCGGAAGGCGCAGCUGUGUCACCCGAUAUAUCUUUCGAGAUGCCUGCUCUGCGCGGAAAAGAUAUUCGCGAGCACUUUGCGGCCCUUGGUAAGCAUGUUGCUGAACCGUAUGCCUCGAUGGCCAAUGACUUGGUCAAUGUACGGAUACCCGAAAAGCCUGCUGCGUGGGAAGUGAACAAAGCCGGCUGGACAAAGUACUAUUCAGAUGGAAGGACGGAAGCCGUCGACGACCUCGGAGACGAGACUCUGGUCUCAUUCGACGUGGAAACGCUGUACAAGCUGUCAAAAUUCCCAGUCAUGGCUACGGCCGCUUCACCGGAUCACUGGUAUUCCUGGCUGUCGUCCACGAUCUUUGAGGACCUGCCAGAUACACUACCGGAGAAAUCUGCCCCUUACGAUAUCUCGACCCCAAGUUGCCAUCCCAACGAACUCAUCCCUCUCUUUCCAGAAUCUUCUCCGACUCCCCGUCUGGUCGUAGGUCAUAAUGUGGGCUAUGAUCGCGCGAGAAUUCAAGAAGAGUACUCUCUUGAGCGCACGGGCACACGUUAUCUCGACACUCUUGCUUUCCAUGUUGCGACCCGAGGAAUCACUUCUGUCCAACGCCCGGCUUGGAUGGCAUACAGGAAAAACAAGAAGGCCAAGACUCAGCGAGAUCAGGAUAACCUUGAUGUCUUGCAAGAGUACGCUCAGGAGUCUGGGGAUGUCAACAUGCUAGCUAGCCUCCAAGACUUUGGCGGUACCAGCGAGACGGAGGCAGACACGUCCAACAGAAGAUGGGAGGAAGUCACCUCGAUGAACUCUCUAGCAGAGGUCGCCUCUCUGCAUUGCAACUACCCCGUCGACAAAUCCGUGCGCGAUCGUUUUGGCGACGAUGCGAUCAAGCAUGCUUCCCAGCUCCGUUCGGAAUUACAGGACCUCUUGACAUAUUGUGCAAAUGACGUCCGUAUCACACACGAUGUCUACAAAAAAGUGUAUCCUCUCUUUUUGGAAUCGUGCCCCCAUCCUGCUACCCUCGCCGGUGUUUUGACCAUGGGCAAGUCUUUCCUCCCCGUGGACCAGAGCUGGAAAGAGUAUUUGAAGAACGCGGAGACGACUUAUAGAGAGAUGGACGAUGCUGUCAAAAAAGCCUUGAGACUGCUAGCGGAAAAGGUCAAGGCGGACGGACCAAAGGAAGAUGACCCGUGGAUAUCGCAGUUGGAUUGGACACCAAAAAAUGCUCGAUGGGCUGACGGGAAUGUCGAUGCCAACGAGAGCGCUGUCACAGAGGCGUCUCUGGACGCCGUCAAUGACACUGCUGUCGCAACAGUACCCCCUUCCGCCACAGUAGAGGCCGACACAAACUCUCCACCUGCAUCACGGGGGGCUACAGUGGCCCCAGCAUGGCUGAGCGACAUUGUCAAGGAUGAUUCGAACCUGAGCUCCAACGUCUCCCAGCGUUAUCUUUUCCCGCUCAUCCUUCGCCUGUCCUACAAAGACCAUCCGGUCGUUUACCUCUCUGAACACGGCUGGUGCUUCAUGGUACCACAAGAGCGGCUCACAGAGUAUAUUGCGGUGCAUGGUGAUCCUGUUGCUUCAGGCGACAAAGAUAGGCUGCCCGGUGUAUGUGAGCAUGAUAACGCCCUGUUCCGGAUAGGUGGAUAUGGGAGCUCCAAAAAGGUCAAGCUCAGCGGUCCUUCAAGCAAGAAGCUUGUCACCAGUGGCGAGCUGACCAGUCCCUACCCAGAGGUGUUGAAUGGCUUGGUGAGGUCGGAAGAUGUCAGUCUGCAUCUGGAAGACUUGCGGCGGUGCGUGGAGGACUUGAAGGGGAUGAAGGAAAGCGUGUGGGGGCAGCAGCUCGAUUGGUCAUUGAAGGAUGUCGUCUUAUCGUCAACACCUGAAGCUAAAUCCCCCAAAAGAGCUAAAUCACCCAAGACAGCAGAGCAUAUCAAUGGAUCUUGGCCGAAAUGGUACUGGGACCUCACCGGCCCAGCCCACCGCAUUCCUCCCGGUCAACUCGACCUCACUUGCAAGAAGUCGGUCGCCCCACUGCUCCUCCGCCUACAAUGGCAAGGUUUCCCGCUUUUCGCGAGCAAAGAGCAUAAAUGGCUAUACCGCAUGUCCAAGAGUGCUCUUCAGAAAGAUCCUCUCGCAAAAGCUAGAGGCGAGCCUGUGGUAUUCGGCGAGAAAGAUGCCGAUUUCGUGCACUUCCACGACCCCAAUUAUGUCUUUUUCCGGCUUCCGCAUAAAGAUGGCGAAGGCAAUAACGUCGGCAACCCUCUCUCCAAGAAUUUUGUAAAGCCCAUCGAGUCUGGUGAGCUUGCUUCAGCAGCUGCAGGAAGUGAGGACGAUGUUGCUGCGAGAGCCGCUACGGACGCGACCAACAUGAACGCGUUCUGCAGCUAUUGGAUCAGUUCGAGGGAACGGAUCAUGGAUCAGAUGGUCAUAUACAGAGACGGGAAAUUCGGCAUGAUCCUCCCUCAGGUCAUUACGAUGGGUACAGUCACUCGACGAGCUGUUGAAGCAACUUGGUUAACGGCCUCGAACGCCAAAAAGAACCGCGUUGGGUCAGAGCUCAAAGCCAUGAUCCGCGCUCCACCUGGCUACUCGAUUGUCGGAGCCGAUGUGGACUCGGAGGAGCUUUGGAUCUCCAGUGUCAUGGGCGACUCACAAUUUGGAGUGCAUGGUGCUACUGCCAUAGGCUGGAUGACCUUGGAAGGGACAAAGUCUGCUGGAACCGAUCUCCAUUCCAAGACUGCCAAUAUCCUGGGUAUCUCCAGAGAUGCUGCCAAAGUCUUCAACUACUCGCGUAUCUAUGGUGCUGGAAAGAAGCAUGCUGUCCAACUGUUGCUGCAAGGCGACUCCAACCUCACCAAAGAGUCGGCUGGUCAACUGGCCGACAACCUGUACAAAUCUACCAAAGGUGCCAAGGCGAUGAGGUCAAAGCAGAAACUCCCGGCCGCCGUCCCAUCUCUAUGGCACGGGGGCUCCGAAAGCUACCUGUUCAACAUUCUUGAAGCCAUUGCUCUGAGUGAGAGGCCAGUGACACCUGCCCUCGGCUGCGGUGUCACUCGAGCUCUCCGAAAGUCAUAUCUGGAGGAAGGGUCUUCCUAUCUUCCAUCAAGAGUCAAUUGGGUCGUACAAUCAUCAGGUGUCGAUUAUUUACAUCUACUGAUUGUUUCAAUGGAGUAUCUCCUCCACAAGUACGACAUCAAAGCACGGUAUCUCAUUUCGGUGCAUGACGAGGUUCGCUACCUUGCAAAGGAAGAAGAUCGGUACCGUACCGCAAUGGCUUUACAGAUUGCCAACGCGUGGACUCGGGCCCUUUUCUGUUACAACUUGGGUAUCGAUGAUAUGCCGCAAGGGAUCGCAUUCUUUUCGGCAGUGGACGUAGACCAUAUCCUCCGGAAAGAGGUCUUCCUCACUUGCGAGACCCCGAGCCACAAGGAGAAGAUUGCGCCCGGAGAAUCUUUGGAUAUCAACCAGCUGCUUGAGAAGGUUGCUGGUGGUAGUCUCGGACCGGCAAAAGAGGAUGAUUUGGCCGUAUCGGGCAAUGCAAAGUCGCCAAUCGCACUUUUUCCCAAUAUUCAAUCCGACAAUCAUAGAAAGUUCCUCGAAGCUCAAGCAAACAGACGAGGGCAUCUUGCAAGGGGCUGGCUGGACAGCCUCACUCCUAUAGUACAGGCGACGGAAGGGGUAGCGAAGCGGCCCUGGAAGUGGGGUACGAAGAAACCUGUGUCAGUGAAGGGAGGGGCAUCAGCCUAG
Cryptococcus wingfieldii CBS 7118 is the source of this 4281-nucleotide messenger RNA. Its product is annotated as DNA polymerase gamma 1. Gene Ontology annotation, biological process: mitochondrial DNA replication. Gene Ontology annotation, cellular component: mitochondrion; gamma DNA polymerase complex. The record is from RefSeq and is a predicted model, not a curated record. The coding region runs from base 1 to 4281 and encodes 1426 amino acids. The transcript is spliced from 4 exons. Gene Ontology annotation, molecular function: DNA-directed DNA polymerase activity; 3'-5' exonuclease activity; DNA binding. NCBI's taxonomy places the organism in Eukaryota, Fungi, Basidiomycota, Tremellomycetes, Tremellales, Cryptococcaceae.